AUGUGGAUCAAUGAGACCCAGCUGAAGAAACUUAAAUUGGCCUGGCUAAGACUUUUCCAAGAGCGAAAACGGAGAAAGUCGAAUUCGGAUUUUAUUUGGUUCCUGAGUGACGUUGGUUUCGCUUACGCUGUCAACUUCCUCCUCGAAGCCAAACACUUAAUUAAGGUGCUCAUGGUGGCUUUCGUCGUGCCCAACAUCCCGAAUGCUUACUUCUUGGCUGCGCUGGCGGAAGGAGAGGCUAACACUUCUGUGAUUUUUUUGCUUGCGUAG
Messenger RNA from Penicillium soppii, 270 nucleotides. RefSeq lists its product as uncharacterized. The transcript has 2 exons. Bases 1 to 270 code for a protein of 89 amino acids. NCBI's taxonomy places the organism in Eukaryota, Fungi, Ascomycota, Eurotiomycetes, Eurotiales, Aspergillaceae. The record is from RefSeq and is a predicted model, not a curated record.